Molecule: messenger RNA, 786 nt
Organism: Papilio polytes (common Mormon)
Lineage: Eukaryota; Metazoa; Arthropoda; Insecta; Lepidoptera; Papilionidae
Gene: Obp4
Product: general odorant-binding protein 19d-like
Exons: 5
Coding region: 28-471 (147 amino acids)
Biological process (GO): sensory perception of smell
Molecular function (GO): odorant binding
Source: RefSeq, a predicted model, not a curated record
GUACAGAUUUGUAAAACAACAAUCAACAUGUCUAUUGUGCAACUGGUUAUGUGUCUCUGUGUUAUUGGUGGGGCUCUGGCCCGUACCGAAGCUGAAGUGAAAGAAUUCUUCUUGCAACAAAGCGUCGAAUGUACCAAGGAUCAUCCCGUAACCGCUGAAGAGAUGACCAUGCUCAACAAACACGAACUCCCCGACAGCAAGAAUGCACGCUGCCUCUUAGCCUGCGUUUAUAGGAGAACUACUUGGAUGGACGAAAAAGGAAUAUUCUUAAAGGAGAACGCAUACAAACUCGCACAAGAAAAGCAUCCAGAUGACACCGCCAAGUUGGAGAAAUCUAAGGAACUUUUUGAAUUAUGCAGCAAAGUAAAUGAAGAAACAUUCAGCGACGGAGAUGAAGGUUGCGAGAGGGCUGCAAAACUCACUAAAUGCCUCACAGAAAAUGCUCCUAAGAUGGGUUUCGAACUGGAUUAGUAAUAAUUAAAAAUACCAGAAAUCAUUAAGUAAAUUAAGUAUGCAUCAAGAAAUAAACUCAUUGGCAAAAUUGUUUUUUUUUUAUUUAUUUAUUCAGCAAACAUAGUAAAAACAUAUACAUGUGUGGUCUUACAAAUAGGGAAUACAAAAUAUACGUAAGUAUGCACGAUUAUGUUUGGUAAAGUUAUAACUAUUUCCUUAUACAUAAUUACAACACGUGCAAAAAAACAUGAGGGGUAGGAUCCCUCAUUGAUAUUUAUUUUACAACAAAACCUUUAGGAGAAAGCCGUUCUUAUAAAUUGCAUUUUAUGUUUU